Molecule: messenger RNA, 1049 nt
Organism: Sinocyclocheilus grahami
Lineage: Eukaryota; Metazoa; Chordata; Actinopteri; Cypriniformes; Cyprinidae
Exons: 3
Coding region: 1-864 (287 amino acids)
Source: RefSeq, a predicted model, not a curated record
AUGACGUAUAUGAGAGCUGUGAGUGGGUCGAUUUGUUCAGCUCGGUUCUCGAAGCAGAUUGGAGAACGACAUGCCAAUGUCAAAGCGCUUGAGAUGUACAAAGAAGCCCGGCUCUUCAGCGAAGUUGGCGGCGCAUUGCUGCUGGGCUUUGCCUGUCCACAAAGAAUUCACGGCUCACAGCACCCAAGCGGGAAAAAGCGGUGGAAACCUGCUCCUUGCAAUGUAGCAAUUUUAAGGAGGAUCACUAUGGCCCCUUUCUCAGUCCUGAUAGCAGCUCAGAAGCAAAAUGACAGGCCAAUGAAGAAUUUAUUUGAAAUCUCACCAGGAACCGAGAGGCUUGCUGAACAGAGUAUAUUAGAGCGGCGGAGACAGGAUUUCAAUGCAUGGGGCUUCAAAUUACUUCUGAUGCUUGAAAAGAGUGGCACCAGCAACACAGAUCAGCUGAGCGUGAAGGACAGCGGUAAAGGAGACAGUGAUUUCAAUGACAGCGACUCUGACAUCAGCGGAGCUGCUCAGAAAAGAGGCCUGACGACCUUCCAGCCGGUGGCCAGAGGUGCAUUCAACAGCGCAGGAGACUGGAAGAGCAAAGCUCACUUUACCCAGACCCGAAACAUGCACAUCCCGCCUGGCAGCGCCUACACCAUCGGAUUCGCACCGGCACCGCUUUACAACACGACCCACGUCACUCCUCGUUCCUGGAGAGACAGCCACAGUAAAACCAACAUGCUGAACGCACAGACUUUCUCCAGGACAGGAACGCUGCCGUCAUACUCGGCCCAUCACACGGGCGUCGAAGAGCAGAUUGUGACGGUCAAAGAUGCGUUUCUGGUUUCAGAUUCAUCUGAAGUUGCUACCACUUUUUAAAUAUCAGAUAAGAGUUCAGUCUUGUUCAUGGAAUCUGCUAUUUUAGCUGAUUAUGUGAGCGUGACGGACUAAGCAAAACUUUCCAGCAAUUUAGCAGUCAGUAUUUUUGAUACUUGCAACAAAUGGAAGUGUUUUUCCUUUCUUUUCUUAUUUUUUUAAUUCAGGAGAAUAUAUUGAAGAACAGC